This is a messenger RNA of Chaetomium globosum CBS 148.51, 4110 nucleotides long. RefSeq lists its product as uncharacterized. The coding region runs from base 1 to 4110 and encodes 1369 amino acids. Gene Ontology annotation, cellular component: exocyst; plasma membrane. Gene Ontology annotation, biological process: exocytosis; Golgi to plasma membrane transport. Gene Ontology annotation, molecular function: phosphatidylinositol-4,5-bisphosphate binding. The transcript has 6 exons. NCBI's taxonomy places the organism in Eukaryota, Fungi, Ascomycota, Sordariomycetes, Sordariales, Chaetomiaceae. The record is from RefSeq and is a predicted model, not a curated record.
AUGAACGGCCGCGAGGUGAACAGGGCGGAGAGGUUCGAGGAUGAAAAGAGGAGGAUAAUCGACAGCUGCUUCGCCAAGCGCGACGAGGAUGGCUCCCAGUACCAAACCUCCCCAACGGCGCCGCCCCCGCCCUCAGCAAGGACGCCUCAGUACGAAAAGCCCCGCGUCAUUAUCGUCGCCGUGCGCAAAUCAGGCCGCGUACGCGUGCACAAGUCCAAGGAGAAUCCCAAUGGCACUUUCUCGAUCGGCAAGACCUGGUUCCUCGACGAUUUGACGGCGAUCGAGUCCUUUACGAGUCCGACUGUUAACCCAAACGCUCAACAGUGGGCAGGAGAUGUGGGGUUUGUCGUAUCGCUUGGCAAGCCGUAUUACUGGCAGGCCCAGUCCGACAAGGAGAAGAAGUUCUUCAUCGCCAGCCUGAUCAAGAUUUUUAACAAGUACACCGGCGGGCGAAACCCUACGUUGACAGGUUUUGAACAGCGCGAGCUCGACCAAGUCCUCGGCGGGGCCCAAGUAGCUCGACGACAAGAACGACCGCCCCCUCGGCCCUCUCCACUAGACACUGCGCCAAACAGCACAAAUGCUUCCGUUUCUUCUGGAUACAAUGCGCCUCUCAGCGCCCAAAAUUUUAGCGCGCAAGCCACUCCGGCACCGGCAGGUUUUCGUGAAAGGAUGGGCUCCCGCAAUCCCUUGGUGCCGAACGGAACGUCGUCGCCUGCCCAGAGCAUUGAUACGGGGCGGCCUUCCCAGGACCAUCAGUCGCUGCGCAAGCUCGCCUCCGGCAACAUGAGCCAAGACUCGGUCGCAGCGUCAUCCAUCUCGAGAAGCGAAGACGCAAUCAGUUUGCGGCCGAGUACGAGAAAUGGACCGACCGGCUCCUCUCCUUACAUUACUCCUGAGCCGACCCCGGCCCCAGCAUCCGAGGAGAAGCCCCCUGAGCGGAAACGGCCUCCAAUGGAUCCUUUGCGACCGUUGGGGGUCGAUAAGAACCUAAUACCCGCCCCGCUCAUGAGCCCAGGCAUGCGCCGAGAGCCGACAGUGCCGCCGCGAAACGUAGAAAGAGUUGCGCCUCGAAAGGACUCGAUUAGUCGCCGAAACGAAACUCCACCUCGAGCCGAGGUCACGACACCCAAGCGGUCCCCCAGUCCCGCCGUUUCAACGCCUCCUUCUGCCCCCCCAGCAUCUUCCAUACCACCUAUCCCCACGCCGCCGACCGAUAAUGUCGUACCCGAGCCUCCCCCGGAGCCUGAAGAGGAACCGAAACCGGGGCUCAAGUCCAUGCUUAACAAGAAAUCCAAGGGGGAAAUUGCCGGAGCAUUUUGGAAAGCCGCGAGCGCGGCCAGCGCGUUUAAGCCGAGGCCGGGCGGUGCCGCGGAGCGUCUGCGAUCGAACCAGAACAAGACUAGCGAUGGUCCCGAUGGUAUUACGAGCGUGGUCCCAGCGCCACCGAAACCCGUACCGGUCCAGAAGCCGCCAGAGCCUGCCCCGGCCGAAGCUGCUGUCCCUAGUAUCCCCGAAGUCAAGAUCACCGGUUCCGAUUCCGCGACGGGGCCGACCAGCGCCCAACCACCGAUUAAGGAUCUCAAGGAGAAAAAGGAGAAGAAGGCUGAAGAGGCCCCAACGGUGGAGGGGCCACAUCCCUCCCUGCUCGACAACCGGACGAACGAGUUUGCCAAGUGGUUGGACUACUUCGGGUGGGUUCCGGGCGAGAAGAUGCGCUCGCGCAACUUUGACGAGAUGCGAACAGACCUUGACCGCGAGCUGAGCAAGGCGCAGGCCGGCGGCUGGCUCGCCCGUUUCCAGGAAGAGGAUGAGCGGGUUGAGGCCAUCAAGAGGGGCAUUGACUUGUCCAUCAGCGAGUGUGAUGAGUUGGACAACUUGCUAACGUUGUACAGCGUUGAGCUAUCCACACUCUCGGAUGAUAUUGCGUACAUCGAAGCCCAGGGCCAUGGCCUCCAAGUACAAGCCGCAAAUCAGAAGCUGCUCAGGAAAGAACUAGAGUCGCUGCUCGAGACUUGUGCUAUCAGCGAAUCCGAUCUCGACGCUCUGAAAAUGGCGCCCCUGGAAACGGCAGCUGGCGUGGAGGAUAUCGAGGCUUCUCUCGUCACGCUGUUCAAGGCCAUGAUCAAGAUCGACCCAACACUGGGCAACAGCGAGUCGCGGAAAAGCGAGGACAUGAAUGGUGACCAGUCCCUCGGCCUUGACAGCGACUACGGCAAGAUGCGCAUCGUCCAGGAGAAGAAGGAAAUGUACCUCGCCGAGAGCUCCCAAUUCAUGCGUCGGCUCGUGAUCUUCAUGGAGCGGCACUUCUCGGAAGCCUUCCGCGAGACAAAGAUGGCGCUUGAUGGAGCGUUGGCGAAAAAGGCCGACGCUCGGAACCAUGAGCCCGGAAGAGACCUCUUGUGGAUGUACAGCCCCUUGAUUCUGUAUGCCAGGGACGUCGACCUCGAUAACUGGAAUCGCAUCCUCCAGAUUUACCAGGACCGGAGCCAUCCGAUCUACAAGGCCGAAUUUAGGGAGGCCAUAGAAGCGUGGAAGAAGACCGUGAGGAAGGUGACGGGUGAUGAGAGCGAGCUCCUUUUUACAUCACAGCAGGAGAAGAAGGAAGAGGGGCUCGCAACGACGGCCCGGAAACUCACUGUCAAACGUAGCCAAACACUGGCGAGGAGUCUCCGGUCCCCGCUUGGCGACGGCAGCCGGACGAACCUAGCCGAGAAGACACCGGACGGCAGGGCGCUGCCUUACGAGGUGUUUGCUGGGGUUUUGGAUGACUUGCUACCGUUAGUGGAGAUGGAGCAGAACUUCAUCGUUGACUUCUUCCACGCGACGACCCUCGAGCAGUCCGACUUCCCGGAUCUCGUCACAGCUUCGCGGCCCCACGACCGCCGCGGUGGCGAUCUGAAACGGCACCGCUUGAUGGAGCCCGACCGCGACCUCGCGCGCCGGGUCACCAAGGCCAUGGAGGCGAUAUUUAUGUUCCUAGAAUCCAAUCUGCAGCAGCUGAUGGACUGGGUGUUGGUCAUGGAUCCUCUACAAGGGGUAGGCAUCCUGGCCACCCUCGAGCGCAAAAUGGCCGACAUGAGCCAGUCCAACCAAGACUUCCUCAACAACGUCCUCCAAAAGCUGCACGGCAACCUCGAAACCAAGUUCAAGAAGUUCGUCGACGACCAGAUCCGCGCCAUCGAGGAGACCAAAGUCAAGAUCAAGAAACGCAAGGGCGUCAUCCAUUUCAUCCGCAUUUUCCCUCACUUCAGCACAGCUGUCGAAAACAUGCUCGGCUCCACCGACCCCUCCCUCGCCGUCCGGCGCAUGGUCGACCGCGAGUACGACCGGCUGCUCAAGUCCAUGUUCGACUCCCUCAAGGUGAUCGCGCGCGAGAACCCGGCACUCGGCAGCACCGGCAUUUCAUCCGCCGCCACGGCCGCCUCGGCCGUCGCCGACCCAGAGGACAAGGAAGCCCUCAACUUCCACAUCCUCCUCAUCGAGAACAUGAACCACUUCCUCGAAGAAGUUGACAACGCGCGCCACCUCGAGGUCCUCGACGACUGGCGCGACGCCGCCCAGCGCGAAAUGGCCGAGCACCUCGGCCUCUACCUCAACGCCGUCAUGCGCCGCCCCCUCGGCAAGCUGCUCGAGCACCUCGAGAACAUCGAGGCCCAGCUGCAGGGCGGCAAGAGCGCCGCCGGCAUCGCCGCCCAGCCCAGCAACACCAAGGCCGUGUUUAACAAGGUCCUCGGCAACUAUGAUGGCCGCGAGGUCAGGAAGGGCAUCGAGGCGCUGCGGAAGCGUGUCGAGAAGCACUUUGGCGAUGAGGAGGCUGGCGGGGGCGGGUUGACGGUCGGUGGCGGCGGGGCCGCUGGCGUGCCGGCGUUGCCCGGGCGGAGUAGUAUCGCUGUGGGUGGGAAUAGCAGUUUGGUGAACAGGGUCACGAAGGAGUGUGAGAAGUUUUAUGGCGAUGUGGAGAUGCGCGUGGGGAGGGUCACUACGGAUGUGUAUGGCGGGGAUGUGCUGUUUGAGUGGCCGCGUGCGGAGGUCAGGAGCGCGUUCUCAAAUGGGGCUGGGAGUCUCUCUUCUUGGAGUACCACCUUGGCCACGGCUUUUGGUGUUUGA